Molecule: messenger RNA, 546 nt
Organism: Rhizophagus irregularis DAOM 181602=DAOM 197198
Lineage: Eukaryota; Fungi; Glomeromycota; Glomeromycetes; Glomerales; Glomeraceae
Source: RefSeq, a predicted model, not a curated record
AUGUCACAUGACCAACGUGCGUGUUUAUACCAUAACCUUAAAAGUAAACUUAAUCCUUCUACACCAACUCGACCUAACAACAAAGUUCGGCACGCCUAUAAAAAAUGGCAGUUCAAAUGGAAAAAUAAUGUUUACUCAAACAGACUCAACAUUAGUUAUACUGUCUCCUACCGAGCUAUGGAUAUACCGAAGUUGUUGAGGCGUUUAUCACAUCCGUGUACUAAAAAAUGUCAAGACGAGCACUUUGAGCGCCAUUGUAGACGAAUUUUCAAUCCUGUCAAGGAUCAGACAAGCACGCCCUUGGUUGAUAGAAUUUUUCAAGCUUCUACGUAUAAAGAAGUUACAUUACAGGACCAUACUAGUAUUUUAAAGACUACCAACCCCAAUACUACUAGUACGACCGGUAACACCCUUUCUUUUUCACAGCCAAUUUACCCUAUUUCAGAGAUUGUUCCUGAUAUCCCGCCGGAAGAACUUAGAAUGGCUAGGGAGCUUCUUACUCAAAAUAUGUCAGAUAAGAAUGAAAAGCUCAAAGCUCAACGCUAA